Messenger RNA from Pestalotiopsis fici W106-1, 5532 nucleotides. RefSeq lists its product as uncharacterized. NCBI's taxonomy places the organism in Eukaryota, Fungi, Ascomycota, Sordariomycetes, Amphisphaeriales, Sporocadaceae. The transcript has 2 exons. Gene Ontology annotation, molecular function: protein binding. The coding region runs from base 1 to 5532 and encodes 1843 amino acids. The record is from RefSeq and is a predicted model, not a curated record.
AUGGACAAGUCUAACAAACCACCAGGCGAGCCCGAGCUCGAGGGAGAUCAUGGGAUCAUGAUGCAGAACUUCGAGAAGCACCUGGGGGAUGAAGUUACCAGCGUGCCAGACGAGAAGAAACGCCUUAUCGACGCAGUCGACGGUGCAAGUGUUGACGUGACAGUAGAACCUACUGCUCGAUCGCUAAGAAUAUGCAAGAAACUCAACAUGUUUGACUCUAGCAUCUUCGAAGGGAAAACUCCCUUGAUUCUGGGGGCUGCUGAAAACGCUCCCAUUAGGAGCCUACAACUCUUACUGGACCGAGGUGCGAGCCCGCACGUCGCGUGCACUCAAGGAAGAACAACGGCCCUGAUGCAUGCUGCAUGCUCCAACUACUCAGAGGUGGUAAAACUGUUACUGAGUCAUGACUUCAAUCCCGACGCUCGCGAUAAUGAUGGUUGGACAGCCCUAUUGCUCGCUGCGAAUUCGAAGCAGGGCAGCAACAAUGGCCUCGCUGUCAGAACAGUCCAGCAACUCUUGGAUUCUGGUUUCGAUCCCAGAGCCGUAGGUUUCGAUGGGAGCACCGCCAUCCACAUAGCCGCAUUUCAAGGAAACACCGAGCUUAUGAAUAUACUCUUGGAACACGGACUCGACGUGGAUGUUAGGAGCCAUGACGGCUCCACGGCGUUGAUGAGAGCAGCUAUGGCAGGACAUUUGGCAGCUGUCCGCAAGCUGAUUCAAGCCAAAGCGGAUGUCAAUGCCGCCGAUGGUGAUGGCAGGACAGCGAUGAUGUGGGCGAUGAGCAGAGUCUGCCACGUGGGGGUCCUGAAUCAUCUUCUUGGUCGAGGAGCGGACCUCCAUAUUCAACUUCUGACAGAUGGUGACACUUUGUUGCAUGACGCUGCUCGGAUGGGCAAUCUGAAAGGUGUCCGGUUUCUAUUGGAUAACCAGCUGAAUAUUGAGAGCCGCAACAAACUGGGCAAGACCCCGCUGAUGCGCGCAAUAAGUGCAAACCAGGUGGAAGUAGUCAAGCUCCUUCUAGACCGUGGAUCGGACGUCAACGCACGGGGCGAGCUGGUGAAGGUGUCUGACUUUACCGUCUCUACAUCCCCCUUAACUGAGGCGAUAGAGAUCGGAAACCUCGACAUAUUACAACAGCUUCUGGCCAAGGGGGCCACAAUCGGCGUACCCGAGCACGAGGAAGAGACAGCCCUUCUAUUCGCUCUAUCACGUGGACGAAGGGAGCAGGACAAGGUCGUUUCUUUGUUUCUGGACCGCGGAGCCAAUGCUAAUUACAACGAUUCUAAGACUAAGACGACUCUCUUGCUCUUGGCAAUCCGCCACAAUCGCUUCGGUUGCACAAAUCUCCUCCUGGAGCGUGGCGCAGACGUGGACUACGAGGAGCGCAACGGCUUUACUGCCUUGUUAUAUGCCGCGCGGUGGGGUGAUGCACAGAUUGCAGAGACGCUCUUGAGCCACGGGGCCAAUAUUGAACAUCAAGACACAAAUGGAUUUACUGCGUUGGUGCUAUCGGCGACCAAGGGGCAUUUAGCAGUCGUACGCCUACUUCUAGACCGUGGCGCCAAUAUCGGCCACCAAACUAUAAAACUUGGAGUGACUGCCUUGAUCAUGUCCACCAUGAAUGGGCACAUAGAAGUAGUGAAAGUGCUCCUAGACCAUGGAGCGGAAGUUGGCCAGCAAGACGAACAAAGCGAGACUCCCCUGACCAUGGCCGCGUCUAGAGGGUGUGCCGAGGUUACCAGGAUGCUUUUGGACCGCGGAUCGGACCCUGACCACCGAAACGCAGCUGAUAUGAGCGCACUGGCAAUAUCGACACAGAAGGGACAUUUGAGCGUUGUAAAGAUCCUCCUUGAGCACGGGGCUGAUGUCAACAUCACUACGGCCAAUUGGAAUACCCCCUUGAUCAUUGCAUCAAGAUUUGGCUAUGAGCAGAUAGCUGAGGUAUUACUCAAACGAGGGCCCAAUAUUGAGGCCUGCGAUGAUGAGGGAGAUCCGGCUUUGCUCGUUGCAGCGGCACGUGGGCACACUGAAAUCACGAAAUUACUUCUGGACUAUGGCGCUCAGCUGAGCUCUGUUUCGCCUUCGAAGAAUAAUAGAAGCACGCUAGCUUUGGCGUCGCUGGGUGGUCACGAAUCAGUAGUCAGGCUUGUGCUUGAACGACAGGCGCAGAUCGAGGUCUACGACGACAACAGAGACUCUUCCCUGACCUUAGCAGCAUUGAAUGGGCACGAGGGAGUGGUGAAGAUACUUCUGGAAGCGGGGGCAAACGUAAACACAGCCACACAGCGUGCGGACGGAGCUGUUACUCCUUUGCAGAUAGCAUCGAGUCGUGGUCACCACGGGGUGGUACAAUCACUUCUUGAAGGCGGUGCCAAUCCUGAGGCUCCUGAUGGGAAGGGCCUUACGGCAUUGAUACUUGCUGUCCAAAACGGACAUGUCAAAACUGUCAAGGCGCUCGUUGAAGGAGGGGCCAGUAUCGAAGCUCGUAAUCAAUAUGGCAACACGGGACUGCAUCUCGCCAGCUUAAGCGGAUAUGCUGAAGCUGCGAAAGUUCUCCUCGAGGCAGGGGCACGCACCGACACCCUCGAUCAAAGGGGCCGUACUGCAUUGCAUUGGGCCAGCUUUUACGGGCAUGCUGGAGCCGUCAAGGCGCUUAUUGAAGGAGGGGCACGCACCGACACCCUCGAUCAAAGGGGCUUUACAGCAUUGCAUUGGGCCAGCUUUUACGGGCAUGCUGGAGCUGCGAAGGUCCUCCUCGAGGCAGGGGCACGCACCGACACCCUCGAUCAAAGGGGUAAAACAGCAUUGCAUUGGGCCAGCUUAAAAGGGCAUGCUGAAGCCGUCAAGGCGCUUAUUGAAGGAGGGGCAAAUAUAGAGGCUCCCUUGCAUGACGGCAGCACGGCUCUAGUGCGUGCGGUGGCCGAUAAGAAGGAGGCAGUUGUAAAAGUUCUAGUCGAGGGGGGCGCAUCUACUCAAGUCCGAGAUCCUCGCACCAAUACACCCUUGAUCAUUGCGAUCACCAAGGACAGUGAGGCGUCAUUUGAGGUCCUUGUGCAGGCCGGCGCCGAUAUCAACGCCUCCGGAGAAGGGCACAUGUCGGCCCUUAGCUACGCUGCUCUCGAAGGGCGUACCAGAAUGACCAAGAUGCUCCUUGAAGCAGGUGCCAAAGUCGAAGGAUGUCCCGGAGAAGUCGGUUCACCCUUGAUUUGGGCCGUGCGAAAGGGUUUCUUGCCCACGGUUCAGGCCCUUCUAGAGGGUGGAGCUAAUGCCGGAAUCGAGGCACACGAUCAUGAUGGUCAUACAGCUUUGACUUGUGCGAUAGAGCGCAAUUCUGCCGACUUGAUUCGAGCCCUUCUCAAAGCUGGGGCGAAUAUCGAAGGUCGACAUAAGAAUGGACGAACCCCUUUGCUUAUUGCAGCAGCUGACGGACACCCUGUUGCUGUGAAGACGCUUCUUGAGGCGGAGGCGGACGUUGAUGCUUCGGAUCCGAUCAAGGGCUUGACUGCUUUGAUGUGGGCCUUACGGAUGCGGCAUAAAGAGGUGGUUGAAAUCAUGCUUGAAAAAGCACAGGAGACUUCCCAUCUUGAGGUCGGCGCGGCGGAUGAACCAGUAUUAGCUUGGAUUUUCAAUCGCUUCGAGUCCCUGAUGGCGAAAUUUUUGUCCACAGCAAGCAAGUCCAGGACAGAGAUCGAGGUGAUGCGACGCCGCCUUGCGAACUCCGAAAAGCCUAGUCGCCGGACCAUUGCAUCUUACAUGAGAUGCGUCGACCAUCAGGUCAUCAGUAAGGAGGAUGAGCUGUCCUCUUGUGAACUGCCUGGGUGCUUUCAGUUGUGGAAGAAAAUGCUGGGCUUUUUAACAGAUCUACUGUCCCGGCAAGGUGUCUUGGGCGAAGUGCUUGAGCUCUGGCAGAGCGUCGAGAGUUUGAUAAAUGGUGCGACUCAACAUAUCGUAGCUGUUGGAUACCAGGGCCAAUUGAAGGAAGAUUAUCGACUCUCUCAGUCGGAGGCAGCCGGCUUGCAAAACCAGAUGAUUGAGCUUAUUGACAUGAUCCGCGAGGAAGCUCUGGUGUUCUUCGAAUCGCCUCCCGAAAAUAUGUCAUUGCGUUCAUCACCUUUGAUUCAAUCCUCAGAGUCUUCGAGCACACCUAAGACCCCCGAAAAGUACCCAUCGAGGAAGGACUUGGGGAACAACUUGGAUCUAAGCAGCGUGGCCCCUCCUGCUCCUAAGCGUGGAGAUGCCUGGGAGAAAUUUGCAUUCUGGCCACCAUGGUCUAACUCUAGGAGCGGAGCCCACUAUCUCCCCAAAAUGCUAGCACUCGUCGCCUCUGGUGCGUGUGACAUGGCCUCCAUCUCUCCCAUUUGGCGAGAAGAUACAGAUGGUUUGGAGAACCUCAAGCGCUUGGUUGGUGUGGCUCGAGAGAGGUGCGUAGUUGCUCUCUGUCAAGCUUGGCACCAGGAUGCCGAAACUUUCAAGUUCGUGGAGGAUUGGGUGCAGCCGGACGACGGUGGCGGCAUUACCAUGAUGCCAGCCUCUUUGGCCGCGUUCGAAGGUGCCGUCUUGAGCGGUAUGCAGAAAAUACUUUGCAUUCCCAGCGCUGUUUCUAAGCCCGAGGCUGCCGAUCUCGUACCACCACCACCACCACCGAAGAUGUGUCAGAUGAUACAGAGCCAAUACAUCACGACGAUCAAUGUUGUUUUGGGUGGCAUGGCCGAAAAUGCUGAAAUGUCUGCGACAAGUGUAGAUGAGGAUGACGAGGACAGCGAUGUAGAGAGUGAUACAGCCGCGAGUGGUCCGGCGAGUGGACAAGCCCCGAAAGCCGAAAGUGGGGGCGCCGCCAGUGCUUGUGAUCAGAAUACGCAUAUGCUCUUAACGAUUGGGAAUAUCAAACACCUCCAAACUAAAGUCCUGCCUAGCCUCAAUGACCAGCUUGAGAACGUCAUCUCCACCAAGUUCGCCGAAGGGAGGAACCAGCUCUCCGACGUGCUGCAAAACAUUGGCGCACGUAUCUUCCAGUCAUACACGCGGCUGAUGGUCCAGAAAUUGGCCGAAGCUAUCAGCACCGGCGUGACAUUACCCAACUGGAUGCCGGCGCCGGGCCGAAAGCCACGCAACGCGAGUCCCUUUACGUAUCAUGUUCUACGAGAGAUCGUGGUGGUAAAAAAGGAUGUCUUAGCAACGGCGUCGGCGAGUCUGGCGACACAUGUGGUUUCGGUUCUGCUGGAGACAGUGUGCGCCGAGAUGAUCAAGGCGCUUGGCAGUUAUACGUCCUUGAACUUGGAGGGCUUGAUGCAGGCCACGAUCGACUCCGAAUUCCUCUAUCAGGUCCUGUCGCACUACACGACCCCGCGGGCGUCAGAUCUGCAGUCGCGGGAAUACAAGAUGCUCGACGGCCUCAUAGACAAUAAGAUUCGUGGUGCUUUGGCAAUGGAGAUGCCUGAAAUGCGCAGUGUGCUUAAGCGCAGGAGAAGGGCUUGCAUGGGGGAAUUCAGUUGCUUGCGAAAGCCUAAGAAAAAUUAUUUCAAGCAUGACUAG